Messenger RNA from Triplophysa rosa, 1916 nucleotides. It is a transcript of the gene spon2a, whose product is annotated as spondin 2a, extracellular matrix protein. The transcript has 6 exons. Gene Ontology annotation, biological process: cell adhesion. The record is from RefSeq and is a predicted model, not a curated record. Gene Ontology annotation, cellular component: extracellular matrix. NCBI's taxonomy places the organism in Eukaryota, Metazoa, Chordata, Actinopteri, Cypriniformes, Nemacheilidae. Bases 4 to 1125 code for a protein of 373 amino acids.
AGAAUGACAGGGGAGGAGAGAAAGAAAGAGAGGAGGGGAAAGAGUAAAAGAGAGCAGAGAGGUGUCCAAAUCUGCAGUGCACAUCUCCACAAAGCCUGUCCUGCAAUCUACCCGUCACAGAUGAUGUCAUCAGAGGUCCUCACACGUGGUUGGCUGCAGCAGCUGCUCUUUGUGCUGCUCAGGUUCACUCUCUCAUCUGCUGCCCCGGUCAACUUGACUAAUGGGACGGAGUGCACCGCUCGAGGCCCCGCCUCAUACAUCCUGGUGUUCACUGGCCACUGGAGUCCACAGACGUUCCCUAAACAGUAUCCCUUAUUCCGACCACCUGCUCAGUGGUCCAAACUCAUGGCUGUGACCCAUAAUGAGCAUUAUCGGCUCUGGCAGGAGGGAACGCCGGCGAGCGAUGGCAUGAAGAGCUUCGCUGAGCUGGGUCUAACGGUGGAGCUGGUGAAGGGUGCGAAGGAGGCGAGGAAGAGGCGGGCAGUUGGGUCCAUGUACCGCACAGCUGGGAUCCCCUCUGGCAUCGGCCACAGCUCCACAGAGCUGCUUCUAAUGCCCAGAACUCCACUGCUGUCUGUGAUAGUGAAACUGAUCCCCAGUCCUGAUUGGUUUGUGGGGGUGGACGGUCUGAACCUGUGCGAGGGCGGCCAGUGGAAACAGGAAGUGACCUUUGACCUCCACCCAUUUGACGCCGGCACGGAUAGCGGCUUCACGUUCUCCUCGCCCAACUUUCCAACGAUGCCUCUAGAGAAUAUCACCAUGAUCACCUCUCAGAAUCCAAACCACCCUGCAAAUUCCUUCUAUUACCCUCGGCUUACAGAGCUCCCACCCCUGGGCACCAUCUGGCUGAAGCGCCAGGUCCGCUCACCUGUCCGUCAACAGAACCGGGUGUCCAAUCACAUUCUGCCCGAUGUUCCCAAGCCUCAUAAAUUCUCAGAAACGCCGCUGGACUGCGAGGUGUCGAUGUGGUCCUCCUGGGGCCUGUGUUCAGGGCCCUGCUCACGCGGCGGGCUGCGUCAUCGCACCCGGUACAUCCUGCUGAAACCCGCCAACAGCGGCACGCCGUGCCCUGAGCUGGAGGAGCAGGAAGAGUGCACGCAGCAUAACUGCCUGGCGUAUAAGUGAUGCCCGUCACGCCGCUGGCACAGACACUUCGACGCUGUCCGAGCGGAGAGCCGGGUUGAGCCAAUACUGAGUCAGAUUGCGGGAGAGUCGCCCGAGUGGACGUCCAGCAUCGGCUUCUCUCCUCACUGGAAAAGAAUGACUCAUAGUCUGUUAAUAGAGACUUUAAUGGUGCUGUAUUUACAGUAAUCGCAAUGUAUUUUCACAUAAUCGCACAGUAUUUUGUCAAUAUAGAUUUGUGGAUAGACUUCCAAUUGCCCAACCACUGUUCAAUCUAAUAGUAAUCUAGUUGGUUUUGAGUGAUGGCAUUAGUAGGCUGUAAUAGUUCAUUUAGUAGUGAGAUAUGGAUGACCACACUAUCUCAGCUUUUGUGUCAUAUUUCUAAUUUUAUAGAGGACAGAAUUCUUGUAUUUAAAGAGUUUACGUUAUGACUUGGUGAGGAAGUGCACAAAAACAGAUUCACUCGCAUAUUUCAUUCAUCACAUAAGGGACCGUUAAGAGGUUGUAUAUAUGUUGUAUUUUAUGUUUCUCUUAUUAAAUAUGGACUUGUCUCUCAAGUUAUCUUCACACUUUUACAGUUUUUUGGCAAUACUUUAUCAUGAAUGAUAUGACCAAAUAAUACGAUAUUAUUUACUGUAACAGACAAGUUGGUACCAAACGUUACAAAUGGGAGAUGUAUUUACUUUACUAGUAGUGAACUCUCAGAUUUUAAGAUGUUUACCCAAAUGGUUGUUUAAAUCAUGACGAAAUUAUUUCUUGUCACAUUUCACACUGUUUCUAAUUAUCCGUCUAUA